Porites lobata is the source of this 9934-nucleotide messenger RNA. The record is from the annotation of a GenBank genome assembly. NCBI's taxonomy places the organism in Eukaryota, Metazoa, Cnidaria, Anthozoa, Scleractinia, Poritidae.
AUGACGGCAAGAAUAGUUUUCCGUAUCACAGUUGUGGCUGUCCUGGUCUACAGCGCAGUAACUCAGAAAUGUCCUGCACGUGGAAGAUCCGAGAGCUCCAUCAUUGGCUGGAUGUUACGGGGACACGUAUACGACACUCUUCUAGCGGAACUUCCCUUUACAUGCGUAUUCAAGUGUCGCCAAGACAAUCGAUGCCAAAGUUUUAACUGGGUGAUCUCUCUUCUCACCUGCGAGUUUAACAACAGGACAAAAGAAGCCAGGCCGGAGGACUUCAUUCCAAACCCGGAAAGAUCUUACUAUCCACGCGAUUUAAAGCGAGGUGAGUCGGCAUACCAGGAAGGGGGGAACUCCCUAUAAUGGGGACUAAGUUACAUUUUGCCUAAACUGCGCUUGAACAUUUAGGCUCAAAUCUGUCUUUUGGAGUAAAUUGAAGACCGAUGCUCAGAUGUCAAUAAAAACAAAGGUGGAAGUUCCAGGGGAUCGAAAAGCUUUUAAGCAACAAAUUUAAGUCCUUAACUUUUUAAGUCCUUGCGUAGCGUGUACGUCAACAAUGGCCUUACCAUGGAAACCGAAUUUUGACAGCCGUGUUUACAAAAUUAGCAUUUUCUAUAAAACCUGAGGUUUUAUUUCUAUGUUUACUAAUUGUAUCAUUAUAGUUAUCACUUAAUUUAGCAUUAUUUACAUAUUAUUAGCCACAUUUUAUUGACAGCAUGGACGCACCUGGUGCCAAAGUAAGAUGCGCUGGGUGCGAUUGUUGAAAGAGCUUAUUUUGCUUUUUCUUUUGCAGGUUUUUUUUGUUUUGUUUGUUUAUAUAUUUAAUAUUUUUCCAACUAACAUUUUCCCCUUUCCUUCUACUUCUUGCCACUUCCUUCUUCUUCCUCUCCCAUUCCCCACUUCGGCAUUACGUAAAAAGUAUGCAGGGUUAAAAAGCAUACUGAUGAAUUAACAUAGAUCUGUUUCUGACCGUUUAGUUCCCCUUGGUUCGAUUCAAGAACUGCCAGCUGAAACUUGUGACGAAAUAAAGAGGAGUGAAGGACACGCUGUUAGCGGGAAAUACUGGUUUUCCACUGUAAAAUCUGGUACAUUUGUAAUGGCUUAUUGCAAUAUGAAGACCAACGGUGAGUUUGGUCAGACGAGUUAUAGAUAAUCGGCGAGUGAAAAGCUUGAUGUUAAGUUUUUCGAUAUUUUAUCAUGCCUCAUCGCUGACUAAGUUUUAGCGGGAGAUGUAAACUAAUCAUGCAAACACACACACAAAAAAAAUAUGAAAAAAUAAAUUUUGAGCAAAAAAAUCAUGUUAGAUAGAAAGGGUUAAUGCCGUUCAAUAAUGUUUGUUUGUGUAGACAUUGACGAAUGCAGUGUUUCCCCUUCUGUAUGUGACAUCAACGCCAACUGCUCCAAUACUCGUGGAUCUUAUUACUGCACUUGUAAGGCAGGAUACACUGGCGAUGGAAAAACUUGCCAAGGUAAUAUAAGAUACUUUAGCUAAUUUCAACAGGACUGAAUAUUUCCAUUAAGAAAGUGUUUUUUUCUUAAUAAAUUUUUUCUUCUUAGACACUGACGAGUGCAGUGCUUCUCCUUCUGUAUGUGACAUUAAUGCCAACUGCUCCAAUACUCGUGGAUCGUAUUACUGCACCUGUAAGACAGGAUUUACAGGCGACGGAAAAAAUUGCCAAGGUAGGAGAAAAUACUUCAGCUAAUAAGUUAGUUUACUGCUGUACCAUCAGAGAUGGCAGUUUCCUGGAGACGUGUGACAUCAUUUGAAAUGGCGGCUAAUAAUGAGAUCGCGGUAAUCCAUCGAAUCCGUGUUUGUUUCUGGUAUCGGGACGCUUGAUGUGUUUUCUACACUUAAAAUUCAAUUACUUAACGGAAAGUGAUGUUUAAAUCGACGGCUUCACGAUCAUAGUUGCAUUAUGGGUAAUCAGGGCAAGAGGGCGAGAAAUUCAAAGAUUUGUAUUGGCAUUCAAAGCCAGCUAAUUCUUCCUGAAUUCAUACAUUUGAUGCUUUCUCCUUGAAGAGAAUAAAUUUAUUUACGAGUUCAAAGCAAUAAAUCUAGGCUGCAAAGAAGUCCGUGAUCAGUUACUAGAAAACCUUGAUUUCUCCUUUCAUUUUCUGUAAUUCGACAGUAUCAAAAUUACAGAAAAUGUAUGGAAAAGUUGAGGUUUUCUAAAAACUGAUCUUGGACUAUUAUGCAAUGCAGAUCCAGCUCAUAAGUUGCACUUUUCAAAAAGAACGUGGUUAAUAUAUAUGAAUUCAGGAAGAAUAAGCUGGCUUUGAAUUCCAAUACAAAUCUUUGAAUUUCCCGCCAUCUUGCCCUGAUUACCCAUGAUGCCAUUAUGAGCGUGUUCAAAGAAGGCUACUGAAAUCGGAUCCCUUGACUUUGCACGUGCAAGCUAGUGAAGACUGAGUUUUUGGAAUUUCCAUUUUGUACUUUUUUUUUUUUUGUAUUUUAUCAUUUCCUCCAUUUAUUUAUAUUACAGGCCAUUUAUAUUUUAUUACAGAUUCGAAGAUACCAUUCAUAAAAUUUCAGGUAUCACGGAUUACAGGAAUAAAUGGUCGGGAGAAGGGCAAGAUAUUGUGAAACUUAAAUUACAUGCCCUAUGAUUAAAUUACAGUUUUAUUUAGGGUAAAAGAGAAAAAAAGAUAAGUAUAUGAAGUAUGAAAUAUAAAAGAGAGAAAAAAGAAAAGUACACAAAAAUCUCUAAGAACAUAAGAGGGUCGGUAUGGCGGUGAUUAUACUGAGCAAGAUAACGGGUAGUAUAGUGUUCGUUUAAACUUUUAAAUCUCUAAUGUCAAUUUUAUUACAAGGAAAGGGACUUAGCGUAGGAUGAUGCGAAAGAGUCAAGACUGGCAAAUUAUCAGCUAUUUGUAGAGCAAUGCUACCACUAGUACUUGGCGUUAUAAGUUAGAAAGAAUGUGGUCUAUACAACUUGUUAUCGACUCGGUUAUGCGGGUUUAUUUUAUUUCAUUUUAUUCUUUUUUAUUGGCUUCUGCUAUUACUGAACAAUGAAUAAUAAAUGCUUAAUAGGCAGGGGUGCGACAACAGCGGUGAGCCAAUUAAAAAAGUGGUACCAGAGCUUAAAAGAUAUGUAAGAAACAGUAAAACUUCUUAUGAUCAUUAAAAACAACAACUGAGACGGCCGAUAGACACGUUACGUUACAUUAGCCUGUCCCUAUAUAUGUUUGGUCACAAAUGAAUAGUAGAUCCAGUAUACUUUGUAGCGCGCCUCUGGACGCCCUCGAGCUUUCGAAUCAGGUCUAUUGACUGCGGAGUCCAGACUUGCGUGGCAUAGCCAAGAUGGGAUCUUACUAGGGUAAGGUAUGCCGAGUGUCUAACCGUAUGAAUGCUUUUGACGAGUCUGGUGUCUGGUGUUUCUCUGUACAUGUCCCAGGGGCCUGCUGGCACAUUGACUUGCUUAUUCCACGGGAGAUUAUCAGUGAUGUAAACACCAGGAUCCUUCUCGGCAGAGUCAACUUCAAGCUGAGAGCCGGCCAUAUGAUAGACAAAGAUGACGGGUUUAAGUUUCCUAGUUAUGCGCUGCGCUUUGCAUUUGCUGUAGUUAAAGUUUAGGCUAAAAGAAUCUGACCACUUGACCAGGUCAGACAGGUCCUCCUGAAGCUGUUCUGCAUCGCGCGUUGAUGUUAUUUCUUUGAAGACCUUUGUGUCAUCGGCAAAAGCGGCAAUCUGGCUUGAUCUAACAACAUCUGGCAGAGAGUUCACACACAGAAGGGUUGUGAAUUGCUCAUGGCGGAUUGCCGAUUGCAGACAUUGCAGAUGAUAAUGAGAGAUGCAAAAAGUGUGUUCUGACAAAGAGAACUAAAAAGGAGCAGUUAGAUGGAAACUAUGAAACAUUUUCAAUUCAAAGUGGACUAGUGAUUUUUCAAUUAGUGUUGUCUUUCUUAGACAUAGACGAAUGCAGUGCUUCCCCUUAUGUAUGUGACAUCAACGCUAACUGCUCCAAUACUCGUGGAUCGUAUUACUGCACCUGCAAACCAGGAUUUACAGGUGACGGAAAAUAUUGCCAAGGUAGGGGAAAGUACUUUAGCUAAUAAGUUAGUUUACUGCUGUACCAUCAGAGAUGGCAGUUUCCUGGAGACGUGUGACAUCAUUUAAAAUGGCGGCUAAUAAUGAGAUCAAGGUAAUCCGUCGAAUUCGUGUUUGUUUCUGAUACUAGGACGCUUGUGUUUUGCAUUAAAGGGGCGGGGUAAAAAAAUGCUACGUUUGAAGACAGUUAUUUAUUGAAAGGUGAUGUUUAAAUUACUCGACAGCGUCGAUCGUCCGUUAAAUGCCCCAUCUUCCAGGUGCAAGGAAGUGAAGACUGAGUUUUUGGAAUUGCCAUAAGCAGAUGAUUAUGUCAUUGAGAUGCAAAAAUUAAAGUGUGAUGAGUUCUAACGAAGACAACUAAAAAAUGAGCAGCUAGAUGGAAACCAAGAAACAUUUUUCCCCUUUUAAUGAAUUUUAAUCUCCUUUCAGCAUGGAUUGAUCAUGACUGAAUAGUUCCUUUAAGAAUUCAAAGUGAUUUUUAAUUAAUGUUGUUUUUCUUAGACGAAAGCAGCCACCCCUCCCCCGCCGCCGCCUUCUGUAUGCGAUAUUUACGCACUAUGAAUGCACUAAAAUGGGGUGUGUCGAGGGGCGGAGGUUGUAGGAGUUUAGGCUGAACACGAUGAAAUAUAGCCCCCUUGCAGCUUGACCAGCCCGAUGAAUCAGUCUAAAAGUGAGUGUCCUUUCAAAGGAAUGAUGACAGACAGAAGAUUGCAGAAUUGACUAAGGUGGAAUUGUCCAAUUUCGAGGCCAACAUUGAGAGAGAGAUAGAGGGAAAAGGACUUUGAGUGCAGCGUUAUUCCUUCAAUUGACCCAAGUUCUAAUAAUGUCACAAAUUGUACGUAGCUAAAGGAAGAAUAACUAUACGUCUCUGUCUGUCUGAUUAAUUUAUUCACAUCCUAUUUCAGGAUCGAUAGUUCCCUCAGAAUGUAACUCCUACAUUGACCUUGAUGAACCUGGCCGAUAUUGGGGCAAUAAUAGUGGUUCUGUAAUCUGCGAUCAGCGUGACCCUAAAUUUGUCAACAAUAAGUGGUAUCGCUUUGUUGGAGGAGCUGGGAGGAUGAUGGCGUCGUAUUGCAUACCCAAAUCAAGUUGCAGUACCCAUAGAUCUUCAUGGAUAAAUGGUGAUCAUCCGACUAGUCUCUACACCACGGUGACAACAACUGUAUGCAUGCACUGGGGUUCAGACUGCUGCGAGAGAUCCUACCUCGUUGGCAUAACACAAUGUGACGGCUACUACGUGUAUAAACUGCAAAAGCCCACAUCAUGUUCUGAGCGUUACUGUGGUGUUUUAGGUAAAGAGUCUCCCUUCAUUGUCAUAUGAAUAGCAUCAUUUGAAAGAUAACUUAUCAUUCGAUGGCACUUCUAUAUAUAUGUUCGAACUUCUAUCAUUUCCUCGAACAAUAGCGGGGGGCGAUUAUUUCUUUUUUCGCACCAAAAAGGGGGCGGUAAUCCGUGUGAGGCGAUUAUUUCAAAUAUUGUUCACAAGAAGUCGUGCGCUGAAUAUUCUGAAUGUUCCAUUUUCCCAUUAAUUAAAUUAAAAAAAAGAUAACGUCAAAUAAACUGAACCUUGACAUUUAAAGUGUUCCAAAUUUGGUUUCUUGAUUAAUUUUCACCGUAAAUGUCCUCGGCGUCAAAUCUUGAAUCGUCACUGAUCAGUUAUGCUGGAUCAGACUCCACUUCAGCUUCAUCCUCAAGUUUACCGCGCUAUGGGUAUCCCUAGCGGGUAACCUAUAUGACCUAUAUGGGUGGGAGAGGAGCGAUUAGGGAGUUUAAGAUACGGAGACUACGGACUACGAACUAUGGCUGGACGAGCGUUAGGCCUACUCUGGGACCAUAAGUCGCCGUAACUUUAAGCGACUUUGGGCGAUUUAAGGCGACUUUAGGCGACUUUAGGAAAAUUUGCUAAAAUUGUUAUGCGACAUAAGGCGAUUCAAGGCGAUUUAAGGCGACUUUAGGCGACUUAAGGUGACCUAUUAAGUGAAUUAAAUGCCAGUGUCUACAAAAUUGACAUCUACUGAUAACACCACCUGUCUAUGGAGACAGUCGGUCUUGGAGACGUCUAUUAAACACCCAAAAUUCCAACAAUCUCAAGACAUUUAAUACUAAAAUAGUGAUUCUACCUUCUACUUUGAACAUUACAUAUCAAGGUAGCCUGCGUCGCAGAUGUUAUCUAACACUGGUUAGUCAGAGCUGCAGAGCAGCACUGCAGACAGACUUAACCCAGAGUUUAGUUCCAUCUGUGGCGCAGGCUAACAUCAAGGUGUUGGUUUAGUAUUACUAUAGCAGAGACAAAAUCUGGACUGGAAGCAACCAAAAGGGUAAAGUUUCUUUUAGCCUUUAAAUGCAAUAUUUUACAAGAUAAGGGAUAAAAACAAUGGUUCCUGCAUUUCUUUUCCCGAAAAAUAAACCCCCCUAAAAUGACUGAAAGGCAUGCAAUUUUUUUUUUACCAAGGGUGAUAUAAUGGUAUAAAAAUAAUCAUCAAACUUUAGUUUAAAAAAAAAAAAAAAAACUUAAAGAUUCAUACAAAAGUUAAGGAUGCAAUGUCACAUUAAAGAUAAGAAAUUGCAUGUGCCUGAGUACAUUACUCCAAUGCAGCUCUUUAAAGCGGAGAGCUGGUUUGUAAGAAAAAACUCAAAGUUUAUAUUAAAGUGUCCAUCUUCAUAAUUUGACAACAAACAUUAAAAUAGUUAAUAUUAAAUCAUUUAUCAAUAUUGCAAAUUAUGGCCAUGACGAUCCCCAGUGUAUGUCGUCGCACUGCUCUGCCAAUGUUUGUCCUCAUACAGUCAUACAAGUACGUUUGGCAAGUUAAAGAAGUUCUUCCAAUUGCAUUCGGAUACAAGCUUAAAGUUGGCCUUUCUCGCCAACACAUAUAUUGCUCCUUUCCCGUCUCAAUCAAAGAAAACACUCCAAUAUUGCCAAUACUUGCUUUGCUUGUGAACCGUACUCGCUUUCCAUAAAUUCCACGGUCUCUUUGAAAACUUUCCAGUCGGGUUGAUUUCAUGAAUCUGCAUGAAUACAUUACCAGCAAAAACAAAACCAACUCAAAAAACAGCCUCGCUUUGUUCCACACGGCAGCGUUUGCGCUGUCGGCAUAAAAAGAAGCCUUUAUGUUUAAACCGAUGGCAGUACCAAGUUUAAACGUUUCCAUCAUAAUCUCGGAAAUUUCCAGUUAAAGGAGAUCUUCGAAAGGAAAACGUACUAGCAAGCCGCCAUUUUGAAUCUCUCAGAAUUCCUCUGCAGUCCACUGUUUCUCGCCCCCGCCCUCUCCCCGCCUCCAGACCAGCUUGUCAUGUGACCAAAACACCACACUUUCAGGCGGCCAUGUGCUACGGGUGAGCAGUACAUUGAGGACAGAGGAAAGAGCUGCAUUACUUGGCGUUUCUACGUUCUUACUUAAGUUUAAUGGUCGAUUACAUCAAAUCGUUUGGCAGGGAGCAAUCACGACAACAUACACUAAGCCAUUUUACGCGCCUUCGAUGCACAGAAUUGUUUUUACGAGUGAUUGGUUGGAACUUUACACUUGCAGUAAAGCUUGAGUUUAUAUCUGUCUGGAAGGGAAGAACUAAAGGGACGACUAUAUAAGCUAAGUGUUCAAGUAUAUAAGAGUGAUUGUGCAUAUGACUGAUAGAUGGAUAUAAUUCGACGGUAAAUACAUAUCAGAGGUUGUGUGCUGGAGAAAUGACUUAUUAUUGGUUGCUCUUACAAUCUGUUCCUGGGUAAGGAUUAAGUUUAAGGUGGACGUUUUUGUCGAUAGACCUUUAAGCUUGUAACUUGUUAGCCCUACUUACCAGACGCAAGAUGGAUGUUGUGGCGGCAGUAAUUGGUUUUUAUCUCCGUGCAACGUACCUUUUUCGAUCUUAGUUUUCUGAAAUGUCUUUCACUGGUUAUAACGAGAUUAACUCUCACAAAGCAGUAGAAAAAUGACUUUUCCUUUUUUUAAUUAUAGUCUAUUCAGGCUGCACAGGAAGUCAGCUGUACAACUUGCUGUUCUGACAGCUGUACCUAGCAUGCAAUAGCCUAAAAGCCAUUUUGACUAACCGGAAUUAUUAUUAUUUUUUUUAUGAAUGGGAUUGAUUACAGUUCUGUAAUUUGAAUUCCCUCAAAUAAUUCACUUGUCAGCUAGGCAAGUUGAAAUCACCAGUCCAAUAAUGAAAUCCAGUAGCCCAGGGCUACUGCCUGGACACUACUCUCUUUGCACGCUGUUUACUAUAUUUACCUGGAACUUGAACCUUUGAAUGCCAUUCAACAACACUUUUACUCUGAAAUAUGAGACAAACCUACCUGAAGAAAUGAAUGAAAUACCUUUUGUGUCAUUUUUGCCUAAGCAAUACAGGAAUAGUUAUUCUUGCAUUGCUUACAACUAUUUAUUUUGUGUAUUAAAUUGCCUAAAGUAAUUCAAUGUCUCAAUUAAAAGGCUGGAGAAGGAGUUAAUGUGCCUUGAUAAGUCACUGUGGGAGUUUUUUUGGGGGUGGGGUGCGGUGGAACUGUGGUAAUAUCAUUGAACAUGGGUUAUUACACACUUUAUGAGGAAUCAUACAUUCUGGAAAUUCAGAUAGAAAACUAGAAAAGUAAUCACUAUUAGAGAAUUUCAACCUCUUACUUAGAAAGUAUGAUGAUUUAAAGCGACUUAAGGCGAUUUAAGGCGACUUUAGGCGAUUUAAGGCGACUUUAGGCGACUUAAGGCGAUUUAAGGCGAUUUAAGGCGACUUUAGGCGAUUUAAGGCGACUUUAGGCGACUUAAGGUCCCAGAGUAGGCCUAGCGUUGUCCUUUGUUCGUAGCACUGGGCUGAGUCGUGCAAAUAUAGAACGUUAAGAUUGGACUACAGACUGUAAACUACGAGAGAAGAGGCGGAGAGGGAAACAACACGCAAAGAUUUUCUUGUUUUCAUCACAGUUCACAAAAAUGCAAGUCAGUUUUGCAUGUGAUCUUAUCUUUAGAACAAUGAACAAAUUCUUCCAUACUUGAAGGAAGCAAUUACGUCGGGUGAAAUUGAUAAACAAAGUUUUGGUUACACAGGUUUUAUUUUUUCGCCCAUGAAUACUUAUGUCAAAUAUUAAAGAAAUAGACAGAAAUAGUAAUAUCUCAUUUAUUAGAUUUAGAGGAUGGACUUCUCCGACUACUGAUCUUAUGUACUUUGAAGUAUUGAAAUGCCGAGUUUCGAUUGUCUCGAAGAUGUUUACAUCAUUUUCAUUCAGCAAAUGGCGCGAUUCAAAAACUCGCAUAAACAAACGUCACACAAGUAGAAAGACACACUGAUCAGUUCGACCAAACAUUGAAACUUUUCAAGUGCGAAGAGAAAGUAAAUUACCUGCAUGAUUUCUCUUCUCCUACGCCGUCAAUCUGAAUUCUGCGUAUAAACAUCUGAACUUAAUAUGAGCUUAGUUAGAAAGAUUUGAAUCACAACAGUCGAUUAAAAGCGUGAAUCUCAGCAGAAAUUAGACACAACUUACAUAUUUCGCUUCCCUCUCACUUAAAGCAGGUGAAUUGAAAACUUUUUACGAAAAGAUGAGAUUCUUGAAUUACCGGACGGCAAAAUACGAGCAAAAUGUUCUCCGUCGUCGCGACUACGCGAAACAGCUCAACAACUCACCGUAGCCGCAGGACUACGCGAGAAAAAUGAAUAGUCACGUGGUUUUGAUCAUGCGCAGUAGCAUGUUUAUCCGUAGUCGUAGUCCGUAGUCGCCGUAUCUUAAUCUUAACUCCCUACUAAUCGAGGGACGGCUACUAUUCGAGGAAAUACGUUAUUUCAUGCCCGUUGCUUCUUCCACAUUUUCUCAUCAUUAAUUUUUGCUGUGACGCAGAUGCAAAUGAUGCCUGUUUUGGAACCGCAGGAUCAGACGUCUGUGCUUGUAAUCCGGGUUAUAGGGGAAGUCCUUGUUCUGGUAGGUAA